This is a messenger RNA of Macrosiphum euphorbiae (potato aphid), 384 nucleotides long. The record is from the annotation of a GenBank genome assembly. Lineage: Eukaryota; Metazoa; Arthropoda; Insecta; Hemiptera; Aphididae.
AUGGAAUUUACUUUCACCUUAAAGUUUUUACAGGGUAGUGUGGUCCCUAUUGUCACCACACAAGCCACUGCUUUGGGCACACCUUUGAACGCCGAACUAGCCACUCCCCCUGAAGUUACCCAAACGGUAGUUCAACCACCACAACAACAACAACAACAACGUGGUCGUGGUGUGGGACGCGGACGACGUAAUUGGCGAGGUGGAUAUCGAGGGUGGCGAGAUGUUAACCGCGAAUGGCAAGGUGAUAAUCGCAGAUGGCAAGGCCGCGGGUGGUAUGACAGAGAUCAUGGCAGUAGACGUCGUGCUAGCGGUGGUAGUGGUCAUCAGAGCGACCGUCGUGGUGGUGGUGAUGUCAGCGAAGGUGGUGUUGGAACUGGAAGAUAA